This is a messenger RNA of Fusarium proliferatum ET1, 783 nucleotides long. RefSeq names its product putative short chain dehydrogenase. The record is from RefSeq and is a predicted model, not a curated record. The transcript has a single exon. NCBI's taxonomy places the organism in Eukaryota, Fungi, Ascomycota, Sordariomycetes, Hypocreales, Nectriaceae. The coding region runs from base 1 to 783 and encodes 260 amino acids.
AUGGCUCGCAUUCUCAUUACUGGUUCAGCUGAUGGUUUGGGCCUCGAAGCUGCUCGUCAACUUGUCAAGCGCAAUCACACCGUUUAUCUUCAUGCGCGCAACGCUCAACGCGCAGCAGAAGCCAAAGCGAAUUGCCCUGGGGCUGCUGGUGCCUUUGUAGCAGACUUGACACUCGUGUCAGAGACGAAAAAGCUCGCCGAGGAGGUCAAUGCUGUCGGAACUUUCGAUGCCAUUAUUCAUAAUGCUGGCUUGAUGGCUGGACCAUUCCGCAAAACUCCCGACACCGGCAUCCCAGCUCAGACGGCCGUCAAUGUUCUUGCGCCUUAUGUUCUCACCUGUCUCUUAACACCUCCCAAGAGACUCAUUUACAUCGCAUCUCAACUACACGCCCAGGCCGACACAAGCGUCAAGGAUAUUUUCUGGCUUGAGCGAGGCGAGUCUCAGUUCCAAGACUUCCCUGCCUACUGCGAUUCAAAGCUUCACGUUAUGUUACUCGCAAACGCGGUCGCCAGACGCUUCAAGAAUACAUCAGUCACGUCUGUUCAUCCAGGAUGGGUUGCGACGAAGCUUGGUGGUGAAGAUGGGCCAGACAGGCUGGAGGACGGAGUCGAUACAUAUAUUAUGCUGGCUGAGGGAGACUAUGAUCAGAGCUUGACGGGUAAAUAUUUUGAGCCCAAGAGGAAGCUGGCGGAGCCAAUCCCUCAUUGUAGUCAGGUUGAGCUGCAGAGGCGGGUUGUUGAUGCUUGUGAGAGCUUGGUGGGAUUGAAGCUCCCUGAGCUCUGA